Messenger RNA from Trichoderma atroviride IMI 206040, 1285 nucleotides. RefSeq lists its product as uncharacterized. Gene Ontology annotation, biological process: peroxisome fission. The record is from RefSeq and is a predicted model, not a curated record. Lineage: Eukaryota; Fungi; Ascomycota; Sordariomycetes; Hypocreales; Hypocreaceae. Gene Ontology annotation, cellular component: peroxisomal membrane.
CGUGAAUAUUAGUGCUGUGAAUAUGGCACUCCUGCGCCAAUUUAUUGCCUUCGGGACUGAUAAUGCCGGAAUCGAGCGAUCAUUACGCUUCGUCCAGGCUUUAGUCUCUCUCUUCGCCACAUAUCGCUUCUCUGCAGCAGCCGCAUUGCUGCCUCUAACGUCAACCAAGUUUCCACCGUCAACGUCAUUUCUGGAACUGCGGGCCAAGAUCAACGUAACCAGGCGUCUCCUGCGAUUUGUUCGGUUCCUUGAGCAAUUCCAAUUGGGAUGGGAUUUGUACUCUUCCCAGGUAUUGGACUUCGAGACAUUACUCGAUGUGCUCGGCAAAACAUGCCUGGGGCUGUAUGGCAUGCUCGAAUCAGUGACCCUGCUCGACCUGCUAGAAGUAGACCAUCUGAAGAUUUUCGGCGCAGAGCAGACUGAUAACUUGAAUUAUCAAGCUCAGGUCUUUUGGCUCAUCGCUUUAUGCAUCUCGCUGUUUCGCUCCAGUAUCGCACUGCUGCGCUGUCUUGGCAAACAGCCGGCCCCGCAUGCAUCAUCCAACCACAACUCCAAAGAGAACAUCUCCAGUGAGAACAGCGAACAUCAGAAGGGAGAUGGACCAUUAAGGGAGAAUGGCGAUGGAUCUGGGGAUCAAGUGGCAUCGCAGAGCGGAGCGACAGAACCCAAGGAGGCUGUUCCUUCGCUGAUACUGAAGCUCGUAGCAACCACCAUGGACAUUCUCCUUCCAGCCGCUGCUGUUGGCUUGAUUGAAACUCAUCCUGCAGUGAUCGCACUGGCCAUGAUUAUUAGCACAGCAAUCACCGCCAACGACGUAUGGGUUAGGUGCGGCAAAGAGAUGCAAAGUCGCUGAAGGAAAGCAAACUUCAUGUGUAAAAAAUAAACAAGCUUCAUAAAUACAGUUAAACCGUCGCUAAGGGGAUAUUGUUUGUUGCAGUUUCAUGUUUCUCAGUAGGGUAUUUCUCUUCCCACUCCACUCUCUCGCGGACCAUAUCUCGCUUGCACCAGAUGACUGUAAUCCAGCCCCAGACCGCACACCAUAUGAAUGGCACGGCCCAGCAUACUCCGUACGCAACAGUGGCUGGAACUUCAUGUACGACGGCAAUAACGGUGAGGGCGCCGGCCAACAGAAGCGCAGGCACGGACCAGAAUACAGAUUGCUUGAACAGCAUUUGCCGGAAGCGGGGGCUGGCAUUGUAACGGGCCGCAAAAGCUUCUCGGUAUGGUCUACCGGCUCCGGCAUUGACGGCAACGACAUCUUCAAUAAAAUAGUACACUCCCGGCA